UACACUGUUGCGUUUAGUGCUGCUUAAGAUCUUUUAUCUUCCAGCAUUAAUUUAUUAACGUAAGCUUAAAUAUUGAUAGAAACGAUACCCUUGAGAAGAGACAUUGUACUUCGCUUCCAAUCAUUUUGGCGAGCAUGGUGGACGUGUUCUUACUCAAUAUUCAAUAACCGACCACGUUGUAACGCCGCCAUUUUUGCUGCUUCGGAUACGUGGGAACGCGAAAUCAAAUGUGUGAGCCGAGCUGGAGGAGUUGGAACAGAAGGGUAUUUGGAGUUACAAAAGAAAAUGAAAUGGCCACCAACAAGACAUACAAAAGUGAGACAAAACAAAAAAAGGUGUAUGUAAUAAUAGUCUGGGAAAAAGAGAUCUGCCCCCUGAGGAGCUGAUGGAUGUUUCCGUGUAUGGCCCGUGCGUUUGUAAUAGAUGUAACAAGAGACGGGGAUAUAAGGCCGAGACAGACGCACUACAUCCAGCAAUUGAAGAUGAUAUGUACUCGCAACAGAAAAAUGAAGAAGAUAAGAAAAAAGAACUCUGAUCAAUUUUUUAUUGUAUGGACAGUCUCGAUAGCCUCUGACAUGUUCUAUGAUUAUCUUUUUCUAGUUCGCUAUUGUACGGCGUCUCCUUUUUCCUACACGUUUGGCGAAUUGUGGACGUCCAGCAAUCCAUUUCCGUGAUGCUGCAGCCGUUGAUUCGAUCGUGGAGGAUCUAAUGUCCAUCUCGUCGAUAAACACGAUUCGAUUUUGAGCUGUGCAACCGAGCCGAGUUUAUUUCAGCAUUGAAAAACAAAACACAAAGGGGACCUAUUCAGUUAAACGUCGGGUCAAGUUCGGUUCAGAGUUUUGGUCUUACCCUCCUCCUCCCCCCCCCCCCCACAUCGAUUCAAAUUUGUUGUGCAAAAAGUAAAAGUUUAGAGCCUUCCAGAAAAAAAAAGACAAACUUUUGACGCUUUGUGAUGUGCCGAUCAACUGAUACAGCGAAAAGUUGAUCUCACGCUCGACUAGAUUUCGGGAGCAUCCAAAUAAGUCCCUCUGCCCGCUUCAUAGUUGCAAACGAAAAAAAAAAAAAAGGAAUUUCUACUUUCCUCGCGAGGAUGAAAAAUUGUACAAUUUAAACGCGCGAUAAGUCAGCAGUCCUGCAAGAUUCGCAUUUGCCUUUAAAAAAAACAAAAAAACAAAAAGACUCUCGGCCCGACGUUCAUCAAAAGAGAGGAAUGUGUCUGCGAUUAGGACGAGCUUAUGAUGUCCGCUGAUUAAUUGUCUCCUUUAGCCCCGGACGUCGUGAGGGAUUUUGAAACGGUUACAACAAACUACCGAGAAGGACGGGCUUUCAUUUCGAGUUGGACGGCUGGAAUAGAAAAAUUGCUUUUGCUGGAGCGCAUGCGCGCAGUUCUUGGGAUGGUUGAUGCCGUUUGUUAUAGCGCUCAAUGCCGACGAAGGAGCGAUAGGCUAGAGAAGAAAAUGGGGGGAAAACCGAUUGCCCAUGACACACACGCACACACGCGCACACGGAUAAUGUGGAAGUAUAGAAGGGGGGGAGAAGUAUAAGAAUCUGGAUAUGCCAAAGCCGGUAAACGGGCUCAGUUCAUGUCCGGCUCAACUCUCGAUAGGAUUGUUCCGUUAAAACCUUUGGGGUCUGUCUGUCGUGUCUGUUGUUUAAUGCGCUGGGAUGCGAGAGAACUAUGUCAGUUGAUGGCCAUCAUUUAAAUAUUUUUCUUUUUCGUGUGGCAGCAGCAGCAGCAGCAUCAGUUGCGGCUUGUUUGCGCUGUGUUGGAUUUGUUUGGCCGGAUGUCAUUUGCAUGUGACACUUAGAUCGGACAGAGAAUGAUGCCGAACGGCUGAAUAAUUUGCCGGAUUCAGUGAACUCUUCUCCUUAAAAAGAAUUCCAUUAUUUUUUGAACAACACUCCCCGUAGGAUUUUUGAACGUUUUUCUUUUGUUUUGUGAAAAUCCAUCGAGCUAACGGGGGCUGUACAUCGUCAGCUGCUUCUUUUAUUGUUUUUUUUUUUUUUUUUAGUAUUCUUGCGCCGUAUAACUUUCCUCUUUGCAAAGUGUCAUUUCCAUUUGGCCGUUGGCCUCGUGUCUGCGUGCGUCGUGUCCUACACUCUCCAAAAAAAACCAGCACCUUUGCUCCCUGACGUUACUACUACACCGCUGGGCUGGUGUACAUCCCCCGCUACUUGACGUGCCACUUCAUCACUAUCGGAUGUACAUAGCGAGUGAACUGGACCAGCUGACUCGACCAUCGUAUUAUUGAAUUGCGCAACAACUUUAAAAGAAGAAGUGAACGUUUUCAAUCUUUUUGUGUUGUGUGUGUGUGACAGUUGCAGUGUCCGGCCCGACUUUCAUUUAUCUGUUUGUGUGUUUGCUGCUUCAAUGGUCCGUCUACGAAUUUCGACAAUAACUUCAUCACAGUGGGUGAAAAAUUGUCCGUCAGGCCAGCAGCGACUCGACACGACAAUUGAAACGUCCUGAAAGUUUUUUUUUUUUUCUUUUUUUUUUUCUAUUUCUACUUCCUUCCGGCCGGAAGGAUGAUGAUUUUCUACCUAACAUUUUGGCUCCAUUUUCACGCUUCGUUAGCGUUGAAGAUUGUUGGCGUCGUGGUGCCGUCGGAGGUUAUAGCCGGCCGGGACGCUCUGCUCCAAUGCCAUUACGAUCUGGAAGGAAGCUCUUUGUACGCGCUCAAAUGGUACAAGGGAUCGCACGAGUUCUAUCGGUUCAUCUUGAAGGAAGUGCCGCCCGUCCAGACAUUCCCUUGGAGUUCCAGCAUCACCAUCCACCACGAAGAGACGCGCAGCCGGUUGUUCGCUGCUCCAUUGGCCGGAAGGGUUUUGUUGCGGAACGUCACUGCGUCGGCCGAAGGAGUUUACAAAUGCGAAGUAUCGACGGAAGCUCCUUAUUUCGACACAGACUACGAGGAGGCUAAUCUUUCCGUCAUUGAGGUGGCAAGCGAGAAUCCGAUUAUCAGCUGGGUGCAGGGCCGUCCCGAUUGGGAGUACGACGACGUCUUUCACUUCAAGUGUUCCAUGAAUGGCACUCGGCCGGCCAGCCGACUCUCUUGGCUCUUCAACGGCCAACCGGUUCCAUUGUCGAUGGUUGAACCUUACGAUCCUGUGCUCAUUAAAAGCGAGUCUGCCGUGCGCUACUACAGCGCCCAGCUGGGGCUGCGCUUCAAGAUGGAGCCGCAUCUCUUGCUCUCUGCCGCCCACGUCGAUCGCUUUGAGGUGACGUGCGUCAGUCGCGUAGGUUUGCGGAAGGGCGGCGGCGGUGGUGGCAGCAGCAGCAGCAGUGACGCCCUCAUCGAAGGGCGCGCCAAGUGGCUGGUGCAACGUCCCGCCGCUGCCACGACGGGCAUCCGCUUGCAAGCGGCUCCUGUCGCCGGAUCGACUGUCGAUAAUUGGCCGGCGGAAAACGAUGACGACGUGGGCGGUGGAGGACGCGUCAAAGAAGAAGAUGAUGAUGACAUGCGACUUGGCAACAAGCAACAACAUCAAGAGGAUGAAAUAGUUUCGCUCGAAGCUGACGACGCCAAUGCUCAAUCCGAUUCCGAGAAUCCGUCGCGUCGCACUCAACCCGUUGUCGGAUCGCAUCCAGGACGGGUCGAUAACAAAAGCAGCGCCGUCAAUAGUGGCAACAAGAUGAAAGGACCACUCGCAAGGCUGCACCUGUUCUCCUCGACAUCUGGCAUCUUGAUAAUCCUCGUUUUAACGCUUGCCUGACACGAGCUUUUGAUGUGUAUACCUCGGAAAAAAACAAAAAAAAAAUAAAACACAAAAAAUCUAUUUAAACGUGUGGCGAAUGGCCGAAAAAAAAAGAAGAGUUGGACGUGAUGAAUAG
Daphnia carinata is the source of this 3832-nucleotide messenger RNA. RefSeq lists its product as uncharacterized. The record is from RefSeq and is a predicted model, not a curated record. The transcript has 14 exons. NCBI's taxonomy places the organism in Eukaryota, Metazoa, Arthropoda, Branchiopoda, Diplostraca, Daphniidae. The coding region runs from base 2527 to 3714 and encodes 395 amino acids.